AUGCGAAAUGGACUUCGACAAUCAGAUCGAAUUUUUCAGGUUUGGAUACAAAACCUACUCAGAAAUUCCCCCGAGGAUUUGGCGGGCAAGCUCGCUUCCCGACAUUGCCCUAGUACGCCUGUGACAGCCUCGCGACUUUCAAACGGCGCUUUUAAUAUUUGCUAUCGAGUCACUUUCGAAAAUGGGCAUCGCGUACUGGUUCGCUUUUCGGCCCUUGGUCGGGUCAUCGCUCGCAAUGAAAAGGUUGAAGAUGAGGUCGCCAUAAUGGAAUAUAUUGCCCAGCACACAGCGAUCCCUGUUCCCAAGGUCUUAGGGUAUGGCAAGUGCGCGGUCGGUCCGUACAUUGUGAUGUCUUUUAUCGAAGGGAAUCAGUUGAGCGGAUACCUCAGCGACUCAUCUCGGGAGACAUUCACACUGAGUGCGAGAGUCCCUAUUUCUAUCUUAAGGAAAGCCUAUUUCGGGAUGGCUGGAGUGCUGCUUGAGCUAUCGAAGCCGGAAUUUCCGUUUAUUGGAGCCAUCAGCCAGGAAGAGUCAGGUGCUUGGACUGUGUCAAAGCGCCCUCUCAGUUAUAACAUGAAUCGACUUGCUCAAUUUUCCAAUAUUCCACACGAUGUUUUUAAGCGACAGCGGUUCAGCAAUGCGGCAGAUUAUUUUGAGGAGCUCGCUCAACAACAUUUCUAUCAUCUUGAGCUUCAACGCAACGACGCAGUUACGAAUGAAGCCGACUGUCGGAAGAAAUACAUUGCGCGCUGUCUUUUUCGCAAACUUUCGCGUGAGAUAUCCAGAGAACAUUGCAGUGGACCUUUCCGGCUCUACUGCGAUGACCUUCGCCCUGACAAUGUCCUUGUUGAUGCGUCAAGGCUUGUUAUCACUGGGGUGGUCGACUGGGAAUUUGCUUAUGCUGCCCCUGUUGAAUUUACAUAUGCUGCUCCUUGGUGGCUCUUAUUGGAGCGUCCGGAGGACUGGGAGCCCGACCUAGAUCAAUUUUUGGCUCGCUUCAUGCCGAGGUUUCGCACUUUUCUUGAAGUACUUCAAGAAUGUGAGGCAAGUAAAAUCAAAGAUGGAUCCCUGUCACAAUCCCAGCGUCUAUCGACUGCGAUGGAGAACUCGAUGGAGACUGGGCUAUUUUGGAUUUGCCUUGCUUCAAGACACAGCUCCAUGUUUGAUGAGAUCUAUUGGAAGUUCAUCGAUCCAAGUUUUUUUGGUUCUUUUACAGUGAUUGAGGAUCGACUAUGCCUGUUAAGCGCAGAGGAGUGUGUAAAUAUUGACACUUUCAUUGCGAAGAAAAUGCACCAGGCAGAUGAGGGUAAACUGGUGCCUCAUUACAGCACUGACGAACUAGUUGAUCUGUAA
Messenger RNA from Aspergillus clavatus NRRL 1, 1353 nucleotides. RefSeq names its product phosphotransferase family protein. Lineage: Eukaryota; Fungi; Ascomycota; Eurotiomycetes; Eurotiales; Aspergillaceae. The transcript has a single exon. The record is from RefSeq and is a predicted model, not a curated record. Bases 1 to 1353 code for a protein of 450 amino acids.